AUGAUGGGCGAAGGUGAUGGGCGCACGCCGAUCGAGGCGUGGCUCGAGUCGCACUUCACCGCGGCCCAGCGGCAGCUGCCCCUCCUCGGGCCGGAGCUCGAGCGCCGUCGCCUGGCUGGCCUGCAGCCACCACAACCACCAGCAGCAGGCACAAGCGAACAACAAGAAGACGACGUCGACGACGGCGGUGGUGAUGGAGACGACGGUGAUGGUGGAGUUGAUGAAGAUGGCGAGCUGCAGCAGCGACAGCGGACGACGAUCGAGGAUCUGCCGGUCGAGGUGCUCUGCGCGGUGUUUGCUGCGGUGGAGGCGCCCAGGGACGUCCUCGCCUGUUCCGCCACCUGCCGGGCCUGGGCCACCAUCCUCGGCGCGCUCCGAUCGCCCACCACCUCCCCCGACGGCACCGACCAGGAGUCUGACGCGCUGUGGAAGAUGCUGGUGCUGACUAGUAGGCGGUGGCUGCGGCAUGGCCGAGCGUCGGCAUUGGUGCCGCCGCCCCGCACCUCUUGGAAGCAGUACUACCGCAUGCGCUGCCAUUUGGAACGCAACUGGAGGGUCGGCACGAUGCUGGUGAAGACCAUCCCGCUCAGCUCGACGGUCAGAAGCUUCGAUUACCGGCCAGGCGGCACCCUCACCUCACUCAGCCACGCGGGCAUUCACUUUUACGAUGUGGUCUCGGGUGCCAGCCAGGGCAAGAUCAGCGUGCCCUUCAGCCCCAUGUGCCACCAGCAGUUCGACCCGUUCCUCCUCGUGGGCGGCACCGGGAGCAAGCUGCACCUGUACCACGACGACGGUCGGUUGUUGGCGGUCUACCCGCACCCGGGACGCAUCGAGGCAGAAGAACCCGAGACCGUCUCCAGUGUGGCCUGUAACGUAGCCCUGGGCAAGUUUGUCUCUGCCACCCUCUCCACCGCGCAAUUGUGGGAUUUGACGAGCACACAACCGCUGUGGACACUGCCCGAGGCGACCAAAACUACAGUGCUGCACUACGACGAUCAGAAGAUUCUCACCGGCUCUCAGGACGUAACCGUCUACGACGCCAAGAGCGGAGUCAAAGUGUGCGCUCUUCCUCUGGCCGAGCCUACAAUCUCCCUGGCGUGCCUGAACAGCUUCUACACACUCGUCUCCACCGCACACGGAUCGCUCUUGUGGGACCUGCGCAUGCCACAGUCCUAUCCCGAGCUGGAGCGAGUCGUCUACGCCAGCGAUGACUGGCUCUGUCUAAGCUCCUACGACACCCUACUCUCCACCGGUGUGUCGGCCCAAGAGCGCUUGACGUUGUGGCAAGUGCACGUACCGGGCGUAGGGGGGCUGGGCACCAAGCAAGUGCGGAUGGACCAGGACCGCAUCGUCGUGGGUCGUGGCCAGGCCAUCCACAUCAGCUCCUUCGUUCACGAUCUUUCAACCAAACAGCUCUCCUGA
Molecule: messenger RNA, 1422 nt
Organism: Acanthamoeba castellanii str. Neff
Lineage: Eukaryota; Discosea; Longamoebia; Acanthamoebidae
Exons: 10
Coding region: 1-1422 (473 amino acids)
Molecular function (GO): protein binding
Source: RefSeq, a predicted model, not a curated record